CUCAAUGGGCGGAAAGUAACGUUAGCUAAUGUCACUGCAGGGCUCCGUGGCGUUAUUUUCAUUUGUGUUGUAAUUAAAUCAAAAUUAAAACACCAUCAUGUCAGACGAAAUCGAAAACUCAAAGACUCUGGAGACGACCGAGGAGCAAAAAGAAGUGGACAGUGAGGUGAUUUGUCCAGAAAGAGCAGAAGAAGCCAAACUGAAGGCCAGAUAUCCAAACCUGCCGGCUAAAGCAGGAGGCUCCGACCUGCUCCGCAAACGACUGCAGAAAGGGCAAAAGUACUUCGACUCGGGCGACUACAACAUGGCGAAGGCGAAGACCAAGAACAAGCAGCUCCCCUCUGCGCAGACGGAGAAGGCAGAGAAGGAAAUCACCGGCGAUCACAUUCCCACGCCUCAGGAUCUGCCGCAGAGGAAAACCUCGCUGGUGGCCAGCAAGCUGGCGGGCUGAUCUCCACCGUCUCCACCAACAGCUCGCUCCUCCCUCAUGUUUUCCUCAUUAACACACCAUCCCUUGUUUAUUUUUUUGUUUUUUCUGUUCAUAUUUUACGCUCCCUUUUUACCUCCAAUGUAUAAUAUACACUGAACAUAGAGACAUGCAGGUGCCAGCGUUGGAUUAUGGGUAGUGAGGGAUAUGUUUGAAAACAAACAAACGUCUGUAUGAAGAUUUCUAUAUGUGCUGUAGGAGUAGUAAUCGGAACGUGUACAUAUUUGCCUGUGAGAGACGUGGCGAUGGGUUUUUAGAAAGGUUUUAUGUUCUAAUCGCACCAUUCCUGAAGGUUACACAUUAGUGCAGUAGAGUGCUUGAAUGAUUCACGAUUGAAUACGACUUACGAUAACGUACUUGAGCUGUUUCCCUGUUAACGUUUGAGCUUUACACACUCGAUCGGACCACACUGCUGACGCUAGUCACGUUAGACACACGUGAAAGAAAGGCCUUAAUCAUGUUGCGGUUGUAAAGCAGCAAUCGUGAACCUGAAGGCCAACGUGAUGCAAACCGGCGCUCCAUGAGCUUCUCACCAAGGGUCUUCUCGCCGGAUAUUUUGAAGCAAAACACUACAACAUCCGGGGUGUGUGUGUAUGUAUGUGUGUGUGUGUGUGUGUGUGUGUGUGUGUGUGUGUGUGUGUGUGUGUGUGUCCACCGCAGUCACUUAUGUGCCAUUUGAUUUGUAAAUAAAAUAGUUUUGCAAACCUGUGCCUUUUCCCCCAUCCUUUAUGUUACUAUUGUGUGUGUUAAUAAUCACAUUAUACCACAACACUCGAAUUCUGGAUUCGGAUCGGUCAGGAAGUGUCGAUUCAUUGUCCGCAACGUAGUACAGCCUCAAAUCUCCGGUCGUUGUUGAUCUGUAAGGAGUCUCCAGUGUCAGCGCUUUGUAACCGUCAGAGAGGGGUAAAGCUGGAACUUUAAGUUCAGGACACUUUGUAGUUUCUUGAUAAAAUAAAAAUGUUUAAUGUGGUUUUCUUUAAUAAACAUAAAAAAAAAGUCAGUGUGGUGUAAGAGGAAUAAAACACCUCAGGACAUGCUAUGACAUAUAAGAAAAUGAUCUUCAAGUCAGUCAUGACAGAGUUUAUUUACUUAAUGCACAUGUACAUCUAUAGCUGAGCAACAGAAACACAUUUAUGAUGUAGAGUAAAGGCUACAGAAGGGUGAAAUCCAUCUUGUUGCGCUCUUAGUGCUGGGAUAUGUUAAAUGAACCUCAUGUGUAUGCUGUUUAUUAUAUAUAAACAAUGUUUUUGCAAACAUUAAAGCAAGCUAAACAACGCUAGCUUCAGAAAUCAGAGUACC
This is a messenger RNA of Ictalurus furcatus (blue catfish), 1786 nucleotides long. Its product is annotated as cAMP-regulated phosphoprotein 19. Gene Ontology annotation, molecular function: protein phosphatase inhibitor activity. Gene Ontology annotation, cellular component: cytoplasm. The record is from RefSeq and is a predicted model, not a curated record. Lineage: Eukaryota; Metazoa; Chordata; Actinopteri; Siluriformes; Ictaluridae. Bases 98 to 451 code for a protein of 117 amino acids. The transcript has 3 exons.